UUUUUUAAGAGAAUGCAGCACGACGAUGUUGUUUGGAGCAUAAUCAAUAAGUCAUUCUGUUCGCAUAAAGUCAAAACUGAUACACGAACUUUUUGCCGGAAUGAAUACAAUAUAACAGGUCUUUGUACACGUCGCACUUGUCCAUUAGCCAAUUCACAAUAUGCCACUGUGCGCGAAGAGAAAGGCAUUAUAUAUUUGUAUAUGAAAACUGCUGAACGUGCUCAUAUGCCCAGCAAAUUAUGGGAACGUGUAAAAUUAUCUCGAAAUUUCGAGAAAGCUAUUCAGCAAAUCAACGAGAAUCUGGUGUUUUGGCCCAAGUAUAUGAUAGCGAAAAACAAGCAAAGAUUUUUGAAAAUUACACAGUACCUUAUACGUAUGCGUAAAUUGAAACUACGUAGACAAAAGCUAAUAGUACCACUUUCACGCAAAAUUGAAAGAAGAGAAGCGAGGCGAGAACAAAAGGCACUGAUAGCGGCGAAAAUCGAUAAUCAUAUUGAGAAGGAGCUAUUAGAGCGCUUAAAACGUGGAACAUAUCAGGAUAUUUAUAAUUUCUCUCAAACAGCGUUCAAUAAAGCUUUAGCAGCCGAGGAAAUUGAAGAUGAUGAAGAAAUGGAAGCCGAUGUAGAAGAAGAAGAAGAACGGGAAUUGGAGCACGAAAUGAAUAACGAUGAUUUGAUCCGGAACCAUGUGAGUGAAGAGUUUGUGGAAGCUAGCACUGAUGAGGAAAUCGAUGAACAUGAAGAUGAAGUAAGUGACAAUGAAGAUGCUGCAAGUGAUUCCGGGCAAAAAGAAGAAAUUGAAGUUAACAGCGAUUUUGAACUGUCACAAGACGAAUGCACUUCAGACAUUGAGGAUAAACCGGCUAAUGCUUUUGUAAGAGCUCCCUCCAAACUGUCAACUAAACCUUCGGCAAAUAGCAAGAAAAUUACGGCGACGCAACUCGGUAAAUUUUCUAAACGUCCGCUUAGAAAAAGCAAAGUGGAAAUUGAAUAUGAAAUGGAAACUGAAACAAACCGGCAAAGGCUACAUAAGUGAGGUAUUCUUUACAAUCAUUUAUUUACCCGUUUGUAUACUAUUCAGUUAUCAUAAAAGUUGUGUUGAUGUAAUAAUUGCUACUUUUUUUUUUAUAAAAAUAAAAUUCUAUUUUUAAUUA
Messenger RNA from Glossina fuscipes, 1153 nucleotides. It is a transcript of the gene Rbm13, whose product is annotated as protein MAK16 homolog. Gene Ontology annotation, cellular component: nucleolus; preribosome, large subunit precursor. Lineage: Eukaryota; Metazoa; Arthropoda; Insecta; Diptera; Glossinidae. The record is from RefSeq and is a predicted model, not a curated record. Gene Ontology annotation, biological process: maturation of 5.8S rRNA; maturation of LSU-rRNA. The transcript has 4 exons. The coding region runs from base 13 to 1035 and encodes 340 amino acids.